GCUAUCAUUUGUGACAUGUCAAAGUCAAAUAAGAUGCAAUUUUCUCAAAUAUUGUGUGUAGGCUUCACCGUUUUUUAACCACUUUUUGCAUCACAAAGAGCGCAUUUGUAAGUAGUCAACCACCAAAGCGCCGAACCGACAGAGAUUGAUCAAAAUCGUGCUCAAAAUGAUUUUAGAUCGCCUCUAUCGCAAUCUAAUUCCGAUAGAGGCAUAUUUAUAGAACCGAUUGAACUGAAACUUCUCAGUUUUGUUAAUCAAUCCAAGUUUCACAGUUGAUGUGAAAUUCUGCAGGCGUCGGCAUCGCUACUUAUCAUCGCGUUUCAUAACAGUUAUCCGCCAGUUUUUCACAACGAUCAUAGAUGCCACUAGCGACUAGUCUGUACCGUGAGUUUUAAUCGAGUUUUCCCCCCACGAUUGGCGUCUCAAAUCCACAGUUCUCGACAAGUGCCGCGACGCUCAGCACGGACGCCCGAUCCGACGUCUUGUGUUACAUGUGCUUGCAAACGGUGACGUAAUAGUUUACAUAACAAUACAGUAAAUAGUGGUUAUUUAAUGGAGUUUUCCAUGUGGAUACAGUGAUUUUGGAUACGGUUUUCUCAUUGUGCACCUGAACGGCAUUUAGAUUGGCGCUGAACUCACUGUGAGUGAUCUGCACCAUGGACCAUCCAACCAAAAAGGACAAUACCAUGAUGGACUGUGGGCGCCAAUUGAAAAAAAUUCCAGAAAGUACCAAGAAGCGAGUGAAUAGUGUCCAGACGACUAUUCUAAGUGCCAUCAGCAACAAAGAAUUGAACUUAUUCCUGUGCAUUGUGUGCGGUAACAUUUUGAGACAACCUGUGACUGUUAAGUGCGGCCACACUCUAUGCAUGUCAUGUCUGGAUAAAAUGCCGGAGAAAUGCAGGAAAUGUUCCCAAGAUGUGGAAGAAGAACAGUUCAGGGUGAACGUUUUGGUUCAGGGUCUGAUCGAAAAAUGGACGGAAAGGAAUAAGCUGAAUAAUACUGACACACCGGUGGUUAUUUUGGUACUACACCCGAGAUACGUGUUGAGGUCCGGAUGCGCAGGAUUUCAAUACACUGUGGACAUUAGCAGGAAGAUUUCGACGAAAUGGAAAAAAUCACAGAUAUUCGACUUGAACCACCCAAAACGACAGAUUUACCGCAAACUGAGCUACCGCCGAAAACCCACCAAACACCCGGCGAAAACCCGCAAGGAAAAUCAACGGAACAGCGACUCAUUCGGCAAAAUGUUAGAUAAUAUGUUGAUCGAAUUGGAAAUGACUGUCGAAAAAGCCCUGAGGGACAGCUGGGAGUGCAUAUCGGAGGAGGAUUUGGAGUGUUUGCUUUGUAGACGGUGUCUAGCUGAUCCAGUCACCACUCCAUGUGGCCACACCUUUUGCAGGGACUGUCUGACGAGGGUGUUAGACCACCGAUUGACCUGCCCUCUAUGUGUCUCCAAAUUAUCAGUCGGGGACUAUUUCCGGGGAACCACUGCAGUCCUGGACCAAGCCACUCAGUUCCUUUUUCCCAAAAAGCGCCCCCAUCAGCAGUGCGGCAGCGACGAACACUCUUCAGACAAUGUUUCAGUAUUUGUGUGUACCAAUGCAUUCCCAGGGGUGGCGUGUCCGCUCUACGUCAAUGAGCCCCGUUAUCGGCUGUUGGUGCGACGAUGUUUAGAAAGUCGCAGCAAAACGUUCGCCAUGACCAGCCUGGACCCCAGUGGUGCCAAGCUGAUGCAAUAUGGAACCAUUCUGGAGGUGAAGGACGCUAUUAGUCUGCAGGAUGGGCGCAUUAUCUUGUCCACUCAAGGGAUUCGGCGCUUCAAGGUGAUCAGUCGGGAUGAGAAGGAUGGCUACGACACUGCCAAGGUGGAGCACAUCUACGACAUCACUCCCACUCCAGAGCGGAUUUCCGGUCUGGUUUCGCUGCACAGAAAAGUCUACACGCGCGCCGUCCGAUGGAUCCACUUGCUGUCGCCUGCCGCCCUUUCUGAGGUGGAACGACUGAUCGGAAAAAUGCCGCAGAUCGAAACCGAUUGGCUCACUCUCCCUGACGGCCCGUCCUGGACUUGGUGGCUGAUCCCCAUUCUACCGCUGAGCGCUCAGCUUCAGGUGGGAUUUCUGAGCAGCACCAGCUUGGAGAAGCGGCUCAGGGCCAUUGAUAAGAUGCUGGAACACAUGAAGGUCCGAAUGCAGGCUGAGCCGCGCAAGGACUCAGUUACCUACACGGCCAACGAUGAUGGCAUGGUGUUUUGCAGCGAAUAAUUCGCGCGAUGAACCAAGUUUUUUAUUUUCACACUUUUUAACUUAUUUUUGUAUCAAUAAAUUUGCCAUUUUACUA
This is a messenger RNA of Dendroctonus ponderosae (mountain pine beetle), 2337 nucleotides long. RefSeq names its product LON peptidase N-terminal domain and RING finger protein 1-like. NCBI's taxonomy places the organism in Eukaryota, Metazoa, Arthropoda, Insecta, Coleoptera, Curculionidae. The record is from RefSeq and is a predicted model, not a curated record. The transcript has 9 exons. Bases 657 to 2261 code for a protein of 534 amino acids.